Molecule: messenger RNA, 1254 nt
Organism: Saccoglossus kowalevskii
Lineage: Eukaryota; Metazoa; Hemichordata; Enteropneusta; Harrimaniidae
Source: RefSeq, a predicted model, not a curated record
AAAGUAAUGGUGUCCACCAGUGAUGGAGCGUCAUGGAACCGGAAGUUCUACCGUAUGCAUAGAGUAAAAGGUGCUCCGCGGGAUAUGGUGGUGUUCAAGACUAGAAAUUUAUGGAGUGAUGAUGAAAGAUUCAUUUAUUUUGUGUCUGAUGUACCCCACUUAAUAAAGACUACCAGGAACUGCUGGGCCAAUUCUGAGGCACAUCGGAAAUCCAGAAGUCUAUGGAAUGGUAAUCCAAUAUUAUGGAGGCAUAUUUCAGAGUUGAUAAUGGAUGAUCGAACCAGGGACAUUCACUUGUUACACAAGAUUGGAUAUGAGCAUAUCAAUUUAACAUCUUUUUCAAUUAUGAGAGUUAACCUUGCAGCUCAGGUUCUAAGUGAAACAGUGUCCCAUGCUAUUCAAAGAUUUGGUCCACCAGAAGCAGGGGAAACUGCUAAGUUUGUAAUGUAUAUGGACAACUUUUUUGACUGCUUAAAUGUGCGAUGCAAGGAGAAACAUCUAAGGAAACGUAAACCUAACCUGGCACCCUAUACAAAUCCGGAUGAUCCAAGAUUAUCAUGGCUUGAACUUGAUUUUCUAAAUUAUUUCACUGAGUGGCAAGAUAGAGUUGCAAGAAGGCCAGGACAGUUCACAGCAUCACAACGAGCUGCUAUGCUUCUCAGUCGACAAACGCUAGAGGGGUUGCAGAUGUCAGUUAAAUCUUUCGUUGAGGUUACGAAAUAUCUUUUGAACCAUGGUGUAGAGUAUGUCUGAGUGAGAAACUGCCAGGAUCCAUUAGAGGCCCACUUCAGCAAGCAUAGACAUCGUGGAGGGGCAAAUAAUGACCCCACAGUACAAGCCUUUGGAUACCAAGAUAAUGCCAUAAGGUUACAGAAAUCUCAUCAUCUCCAGUGUAUCACCGGCAAUACUGGUCAGUGUAAGCGUGCAGUGGAAGAAGUAAUUGACACUACACCCCUGCAAAAAAGAUGUCGAACUGGCGUGUAGCUUAUUCCUCCCACUUUAUUUAGCAUAGCUCAGCGUUGACUACUAUUCAAAUGUGGAGAAAAUGUGUUAGAGCAAUGACUGUGUACUCAAUAGGAACCCAUCAUGAUUUUACAAUUUGUUUCCUCUAAUUAGGGAAUAAAUAACAUACAAACACACAUUAAAUGAUGUUAGUGUUUUUUAAUAACUUGUAUGUACAUGGAAAUAUAAAGAGGCAAUGUAAAUUUUUAAAGUAAGUGUUAUUGUUAAUAAAGUUUUAAAGCUUUAAAAAAA